This is a messenger RNA of Fundulus heteroclitus (mummichog), 6771 nucleotides long. It is a transcript of the gene dock1, whose product is annotated as dedicator of cytokinesis 1. The record is from RefSeq and is a predicted model, not a curated record. The transcript is spliced from 54 exons. Gene Ontology annotation, cellular component: cytoplasm; plasma membrane. NCBI's taxonomy places the organism in Eukaryota, Metazoa, Chordata, Actinopteri, Cyprinodontiformes, Fundulidae. Gene Ontology annotation, biological process: small GTPase-mediated signal transduction; cell migration. Bases 184 to 5937 code for a protein of 1917 amino acids. Gene Ontology annotation, molecular function: small GTPase binding; guanyl-nucleotide exchange factor activity.
CUCCCCCUUGCGGAGCGUCCUGUCACUGGUGGAAAAUGGCUGCUCGGAGCAGCUCCCCAAAGCUCAGAGAAAACUGAGAGGGGGGGAGAGAAAGUCUGUUUUGUGGUCUGACACAAAAGCCCCUUGGCCGCGUUUUUAUUUACAGGACAAAACUCGAGGGAAGCAAGCCUCGGCUCUGUGAGGAUGUCUCGCUGGGUGCCCUCAAAGAAGGAAAAGUAUGGAGUUGCAAUCUAUAACUACGACGCCCGGGGAGAAGAGGAGCUGUCACUGCAGAUCGGCGACACGGUGCACAUACUUGAGACAUAUGAAGAGUGGUACAGGGGAUACAGGCUGAGGAGAAAAUCAAAAAAGGGCAUAUUUCCUGCUUGCUAUAUACACCUAAAGGAUGCCACGGUUGAAGGCAGUGGGCAUAAGGAGACGGUCAUCCCCACUGAGCUGCCUCUGGUUCAGGAGGUUACCACAACGCUGCGGGAGUGGGCCACCAUAUGGAGGGACUUGUAUGUUGGGGACAAGCGCGAGAUGUUCAACUGUGUCCGCGACAUGAUCUACGACCUCAUCGAAUGGCGGUCACAGAUCCUGUCAGGCACCCUCCCGCAGGACGAGCUCACUGAGCUCAAACAGAAGGUCACCUCCAAGAUUGACUACGGCAACAAAUACUUGGGUCUCGAUCUGGUGGUCAGAGACAAGGAUGGCAACAUUCUGGACCCAGAGCUCACCAGCACCGUCAGCCUGUUCAGAGCGCAUGAGGCGGCCUCCAAACAGAUUGAGGACCGCAUCAAAGAGGAGAAGGAGCAGAAUAUUGAUCUGACAAGGCAAGCAAAGUUCGCCUCCACGCCGGCAUUCGCCCUCUUUGUGACGCUGAAGAAUGUGGUGUGUAAGAUUGGCGAGGAUGCAGAGGUGCUCAUGUCUCUCUACGACCCAGUGGAGUCAAAGUUUAUCAGUGAGAGCUACCUGGUGAAAUGGUCGAGCUCCGGCCUGGUGAAAGACAUCGACCAACUUCAUAACCUGAGGGCGGUUUUCACGGACUUGGGGAGUGAAGAUGUGAAGAGAGAGAAGAUCAGCUUUGUGUGUCAGAUCGUCAGAGUGGGGCGUAUGGAGCUGCGAGACAACAACACCAAGAAGCUGACGUCAGGCCUUAGAAGACCUUUUGGAGUAGCAGUAAUGGAUGUCACGGAUAUCAUAAUGGGCAAGACGGACGAUGAGGACAAGCAGCACUUCAUACCAUUCCAGCCGCUGGCGUUGGAUGAUGCCAUUCUCCACAAGCAGCUGAACAUCUCCCGUUUUUCACCCAGGGUGGCAGGGGAGAGCGACUUCCUCCAGGCCGUCAUCAACAAAGUUAUCACCGCCAAAGAAGUCAAUCACAAAGGCCAAGGUCUUUGGGUGACUCUGAAGCUACUUCCAGGAGACAUCCAUCAGAUAAGGAAGGAGUUCCCUCACCUGGUGGAUCGAUCGACUGCUGUGGCUCGAAAGAUGGGUUUCCCUGAGAUAAUUAUGCCAGGUGACGUCCGAAACGACAUCUACGUAACUCUGGUUCAGGGGGAUUUUGACAAGGGGAGUAAGACGACACCCAAAAACGUUGAGGUGACCAUGUCUGUGUACGAUGAAGACGGCAAGAAACUGGAGAAUGUUAUCUUCCCUGGGGCUGGAGAUGAGGGGAUCAAUGAGUACAAAUCUGUCAUCUACUACCAAGUAAAGCAACCAAGGUGGUUUGAAACAAUAAAGGUCGCGAUCCCCAUUGAAGACGUAAACCGAAGCCAUUUGCGGUUCACCUUCCGCCAUCGCUCAUCCCAGGAUUCCAAAGAUAAGUCGGAGAAGAUCUUUGCCUUGUCGUUUGUCAAACUCAUGCGCUACGAUGGGACCACUCUGAGGGACGGGGAGCAUGAUCUCAUUGUGUACAAGGCAGAAGCUAAGAGGCUGGAGGAUUCCUCUCUUUACCUAAACCUUCCCUCCACCAAGCUGGAACUGGAGGAGAAAGGUUACUCCACCACCGGCAAGAACUCUCACAACCUCGGGAACUGCACCAUCAGCAAGGACUCUUUCCAGAUCUCCACCCUGGUCUGCUCCACCAAACUGACACAGAACGUCGAUCUGCUUGGCUUGCUGAAGUGGCGCUCCAACACCAGCCUUCUGCAGCAGAACCUCCGUCAGCUCAUGAAAGUCGAUGGUGGUGAAGUCGUGAAGUUUCUGCAAGACACUCUGGAUGCUCUCUUCAACAUCAUGAUGGAAAACUCUGACAGUGACACUUUUGAUACGUUGGUGUUUGAUGCCUUGGUGUUCAUAAUUGGACUUAUAGCCGACAGAAAGUUCCAGCACUUUAACCCCGUCCUUGAAACCUACAUUCGCAAGCAUUUCAGCGCUACGCUGGCAUACACGAAGCUGACCAAAGUUCUGAAGAACUAUGUAGAGAAUGCUGAGAAGCUAACAGAACAGCUGCUGAUGGCCAUGAAGGCUCUGGAAUACAUCUUCAAGUUCAUUGUGCGCUCCAGAGUCCUCUUCAUCCAGCUCUACGAGAACAAAGGAGAGGCCGACUUCAUGGACUCCUUGAGGAACCUCUUCACAUCCUUUAAUGACAUGAUGAACAGUAAUUCAGAGAACACUGGCAUGGUGAAGCUACUCCUUAAGGGGGCUGCUCUGAAGUACAUUCCCACCAUCGUCAAUGAUGUAAAGCUGGUAUUUGAUCCCAAAGAGCUAAGCAAGCUGUUCACAGAGUUCAUCCUGAAGGUCCCUCAGGGUCGCCUGGUGAAACAGAAGCUCGACUGUCUGAUCGACAUCGUCCACAGCGAUCUCUUUGCUCAUCACGAUUGCCGCGAGAUCCUCCUGCCGCUGAUGACGGAGCAGCUGAAGUCCCACCUGGAGAACCAGGAGGAGCCCAGGGCUUGCUGCCAGCUGCUCAGUGACAUCAUGGAGGUGCUUUACAGGAAGGACGUGGGUCCCACCCAGUGGCAUGUUCAAGUUGUGAUGGAGAAGCUGCUGAGGACUAUAAACAGGACCGUCAUCUCCAUGGGCCAGGAUUACACCGGGAGCUUUGUGGCCUGCAUGACUGCCAUCCUGAGACAGAUGGAUGACUAUCAUUAUACCCAUCUGAUCAGCACUUUUGGCAAGAUAAGAAGUGACGUGGUGGAUUUCCUAAUGGAAACAUUCAUCAUGUUUAAAAAUCUCAUCGGGAAAAACGUCUACCCCUCCGACUGGAUCAUAAUGAACAUGAUGCAAAACAAGGUUUUCCUCCGGGCUAUUAGCCAGUAUGCAGUCGUGCUAAACAAGAAAUUUCUGGAUCAAACCAACUUUGAGCUACAGCUGUGGAACAACUACUUCCACUUGGCCGUGGCCUUCCUCACUCAGGAGUCGCUGCAGCUGGAGAACUUCUCGAGCGACAAAAGAUCCAAGAUCUUCCACAAGUACCAGGACAUGAGGCGACAGAUUGGCUUUGAAAUCAGGGAUAUGUGGUACAAUUUAGGCCCCCACAAGAUAAGAUUCAUCCCUGAAAUGGUGGGUCCAGUUCUGGAGAUGACCCUUGUUCCUGAGAUCGAGCUGCGAAAGGCCACCAUCCCCAUCUUCUUUGACAUGAUGCAGUGCGAGUUUCACUUCACAUGCAGCUUCCAACGGACAACGGCGUCUAUGUCGUGUCUUGCUCUGCCGUGCUCGCCUGCUCUGCUCUCGCACCUGCCCAAGACGCGGGUACAUCAAGAAUUUGAGAACGAGAUCAUCACCAAGCUGGAUCACGAGGUGGAAGGGGGCCGAGGAGACGAGCAGUACAAAGUUCUCUUUCAGAAGAUUUUGUUGGAGCACUGCAGGAAGCACAAAUACCUGGCCAGGACAGGGGAAGCCUUUGUCACUCUGGUGGUGCGACUCCUGGAACGGCUGCUGGACUACAGGACCAUCAUGCAUGACGAGAACAAGGAAAACCGCAUGAGCUGCACCGUCAACGUGCUGAACUUCUACAAGGAGAUAGACAGGGAGGAGAUGUACAUCAGGUACCUGUAUAAGCUGUGUGACCUCCACAGAGAGUGCGACAACUACACAGAGGCUGCCUACACUCUGCUGCUACACGCAAAGCUGCUCAAGUGGUCCGACGAGCCCUGUGCAGCCCACUUGACCCAGAGGGAAGGUUACCAGGCCACAACACAAGGACAGCUGAAGGACCAGCUCUACCAGGAUAUUAUUAAUUACUUCGAUAAGGGCAAGAUGUGGGAGGAGGCGAUCAAACUGAGCAAAGAGCUGGUCGAGCAGUACGAGAAUGAAAUGUUUGACUUUGAGCAGCUUAGUGAAUCUUUGCGGAAGCAGGCCCAGUUCUACGAGAACAUAGUGACGGUCAUCCGGCCCAAACCGGACUACUUCGCUGUGGGCUACUACGGAAUGGGGUUCCCGUCGUUUCUGCGUAACAAAAUGUUCAUGUACCGUGGGAAGGAGUACGAGCGCAGAGAGGAUUUUGAAGUGCGGCUACUCACACAGUUUCCCAACGCAGAGAAGAUGAAGACCACGGCGCCGCCCAGCGAGGACACAAAGAGCUCCUCCGGACAAUACAUCCAGUGUUUCACGGUGAAACCCAUCCUCAACCUGCCCGCUAAGUUUCAAAACAAGCCUGUGGCUGAACAAAUACUCAGCUUCUACACAGCAAAUGAAGUCCAUGAAUUCCAGUAUUCCAGGCCGGUGAGGAAGGGAGAAAAGGACCCUGACAAUGAGUUUGCGAACAUGUGGCUUGAGAGGACCACCUACACGACAGCAUACAAGCUUCCCGGCAUCCUGCGCUGGUUUGAAGUCAAAUCUGUCUACACGGAGGAGAUCAGUCCGCUGGAAAAUGCUUUGGAAACGAUGCAGCUGGCCAAUGAGAAGAUAAGCAGCAUGGUGCAAAGGCACCUCGCUGAUCCCAACCUUCCCAUAAAUCCCCUCUCUAUGCUGUUGAAUGGGAUUGUGGACCCUGCUGUCAUGGGAGGUUUUGCUAACUAUGAGAAGGCCUUCUUUAAUGACAAGUACAUGCUGGAGCACCCAGAGGACCAUGAGAAGAUAGAAAAACUCAAAGACCUCAUCGCCUGGCAGAUACCACAUCUUGCUGAAGGUCUUCGCGUCCACGGUGAGAAAGUAACCGAGGCACUGAGGCCUUUUCACGAUCGGAUGGAGUCUUGCUUCAAACAGCUGCGGGAGAAGGUGGAGAAACAGUAUGGUGUAAGGACUCUGCAGGCAGGUGAUGAACGACGGGGGCCUCGUCCUCCAUCCAUGGUGCGCUCCUUCACCAUGCCCUCCUCCCAAAGGCCGCUGUCUGUUGCUUCAGUCACCUCUUUGUCCUCAGACAACCCCCCCUCCAGGCCUGGAUCAGAUGGCUUUGCCUUGGAGCCCUUUCUACCAAAGAAGCUGCAUACGAAGUCUCAGGACAAACUGGACCGGGACGAAACUGAAAGGGACCGCAAAGAGAGGAAGAAGGAGAAGAGGAACAGCAAGCACCAAGAGAGUUUUGACAAAGAGCUCAAGACAGCAGAGAUCUCUCUGCAGCCGUCUGAAGCCGUCAUACUCUCAGAGACGAUCAGCCCCCUGCGGCCUCAGAGACCAAAGAGUCAAGUUCUCAACCAGAUGGCCGGAGAUCGCCGUCUGUCUGUCUCUCCUGGACCACCUCCUUCCAUCAACUCCACCUCCUUACAUGUGCCCCCACCCAUUACACCAAGAAACAAAUCCACCUUUAGUCUGCACGCUGUUUCAAGUCCCGAGCUGAACGGCAUGGGCUGCACCGACAAGGGUGAGACCCCUCCUCCUCUGCCGGUGAAAGUGUGCACGGGAGAUUACGGCAACCUGCUAGAUAAUCAAGACUUGACGAGUCCCUCGACGCCUCCGCCACCCCCACCACAUCAAAGACACAUUCCACCUCCUCUGCCUAGCAAGACCCCCCCUCCACCCCCACCCAAGACCACCAGGAAACAGGCCUCCAUCGAUUCAGGAAUUGUACAGUAAACAAAGACACUGACAGAAAGGCCAAACGGCACGCUGACAACGAAACAAAAACAUCAACAGUAAACGUUCCCACGGAGAAAAAAAAAAAAAAAAAGAAAGAAAGAAAACAGGUUGUUUUCACCCACGCGUCCCUCACUCCCCGUCCCAGCUUGACAAGAUGAAUACCUCACCGCAGCCCGCCUCCACCGUUAUCGUCCUUAACGCGUUGCUUUAUUCUCUCUGCCUCCUGUUUAACGCCGUCUCCAGCAUGGCGCGCGUUUCACAGCUGAAUAGUCACUGAACUGUUAGAUGCCGUUUACAACCGCCACUUCGCGCUUUUUAUUUUAAUUUUUUUUUUAAUUUUGACUUGAGACAUGACUUGAGAGCUCGCUCAGACGGAUAAGCUUGGACCAGCAGCUUCUCAACACUGACCCCCUCUCAAGUAAAUGAGAUCAAAAAGUUCAUUAAAUACCUGUCUCUGUUAUUCAUAUUCCCCACUAUGUACAGAGGUAUGUAUAUAUUAUAUUAUUUUAUUUUAUUUCAGGUUUCCGUGUAUGUGAUUUGAUCAUGACCUUUUUGUUUGUUUUUUGUAUUAACACAUCACUAGAUUAGUGGCAUUUAUAUCAAACAAAAGAAGGGCUUGUUGGUUUGAAUUGACAGGGACCUUUAAGAACCUAUCAUGGAUUUUAUUGAUGCAGUAUUUGGAGUGCACAUCCUCUUAUCCCAUAUAUCCACACAUCAUUGUUUAGACCGUGUCCUUGAUUGCUGUAACCUUGGAUUUGAAUAACAUUGGCUGUUUCCAGUUCACUACUGACUUCUGAAUAAACUUUCCAAUGUAUGUAUUUUUUAAAAGAA